UAGUCAAACAUCUUGAUUUUAGCAUCAUCCCGGAACCGGGGGAAAGUGUUAGCUCCUGUGUAACCAGCUACACUGAUUUAUUCACCAGAAUAAUAUCCAGGGUUUGAUGAGACAUGGGGGGUGCACAGAGCAUCGAAAUACCUGGAGGAGGAUCCGAAGGUUAUCACGUCCUCAGGGUGCAAGAGAAUUCCCCUGGGCAUCGUGCAGGAUUGGAACCAUUCUUUGACUUUAUUAUUUCCAUCAGUGACAUAAGAUUGAACAAAGAUGAUGACACAUUUAAAGACUUGCUGAAGGUGAAUGUGGAGAAACCCAUCAAGAUGCUGGUAUACAGCAGCAAGACGAUUGAGCUGAGGGAGGCAACAGUCACACCCAACAACAUGUGGGGAGGUCAAGGGCUUCUGGGUGUCAGCAUUCGAUUCUGCAACUUCGAAGGAGCCAAUGAGAAUGUGUGGCAUGUUCUGGAAGUGGAGCCAAACUCUCCUGCAGCCAUGGCUGGUUUGAGACCACAUACUGACUAUGUCAUAGGUGCAGACACUGUCAUGAACGAGUCUGAGGAUCUCUUCUCCCUCAUUGAGACGCAUGAAGGGAAAGAGCUUAAAUUGUAUGUGUAUAACACUGACACGGACAACUGUCGCGAUGUGGUUAUCAUUCCAAACUUUGAAUGGGGUGGAAAGGGCAGCCUAGGCUGUGGGAUUGGCUAUGGCUACCUGCACAGGAUACCCACACAUACAUUUGAAGAGGGUAAGAACAUCAGCGUUCCUGGGCAUAUUCCAAGUGAACCAGUUUCCCCACUUAAGGAUGGCUUCACAGAGGUUCAGCUCUCUGCUGUCAGUCCUCAAUCUGCAGUGCCUUCUGCUCCAACUGGGUUGGAACAAAAUCUCUUUGACCUGUCAGUCAGCUCAGCUCCUCUCACUGUCCCGAGCGCUCUUCAAACAGGAGUACCUACUGUGCCAAUGUUGCCUAGCCAAGUCAGCCACCUGCUAAGCACUAUACCUCCAGUCAUCCCUGCUACCACAUUACCAGGUCUAAUGUCGUUACCCGGAGGCCUACCUCCCCUUCACAAACUGGCAAAUUUAAAUGUCACUUUACCAGACUUGGGCACUGUGUCAUUACCAGGUAUUGGAGGGAUGCCACCAGCAGGUUUCCCUCCAUUGGCCCCUCUUCCUCCCCUAAACGUAUCCAUGCUCAACUCCCAGCUGCCUCUGGUCCCAGGAGUAACUCCAUCAGAGUUCACUCUUCCACCUAGCUCUGCAAGCGGCAAUUCCCAAUGAGCAAACACCCUCAUCCUGGACGCAACAUCCUCCUCCAGAGCCCCAGUGGUCAGUGACACAUUGUCAGAAACACUUCUCCCUACACCUGUGGCUUCCUCUGAACCUAGAGAAACACUAGUGACUUGACUCCUAGCAGAGAACCAUUUACCGACAAGAUCUACUGCAUUUAAAACUCAACAAGGAAAGAAUCUGGAAACGCUCUGUUGUACUUCUAAAUCCAUGGCGGCAUCCCCAAUUAUCCACCCUUUUCCAGAAGUGUGUGUAUAUUUGAACAUUUGUUAUAAUCAUUGGCUUGAAGUUUCCACCAUUGUUAAAUCCACGAUGGGGAGUGUACACUCUGGGGAAAAGGGUGGAGAAUUGGGAUGCAGCCUUGGUGGCUGAAACAACAGCAAGGGUCUUCGAAGAACGAUGGGCGGUCAGAAAUGUGAGAAUUAUUGUGAGAUCUGCUUUAGCCUGUUGUAAUGCAGAUGUAUUUUUAUUUUUGUUGUACAAAAAAUUACUAAAACAUGAAUGAAAUAUCCCGUUCUUGAAUAAAUUGAUUUAUUUUUCUUGUCUGCA
Molecule: messenger RNA, 1829 nt
Organism: Oncorhynchus gorbuscha (pink salmon)
Lineage: Eukaryota; Metazoa; Chordata; Actinopteri; Salmoniformes; Salmonidae
Product: Golgi reassembly-stacking protein 2-like
Exons: 10
Coding region: 114-1271 (385 amino acids)
Biological process (GO): Golgi organization
Cellular component (GO): Golgi apparatus
Molecular function (GO): protein binding
Source: RefSeq, a predicted model, not a curated record